Messenger RNA from Penicillium verhagenii, 1614 nucleotides. Its product is annotated as F-box domain protein. The record is from RefSeq and is a predicted model, not a curated record. NCBI's taxonomy places the organism in Eukaryota, Fungi, Ascomycota, Eurotiomycetes, Eurotiales, Aspergillaceae. Bases 1 to 1614 code for a protein of 537 amino acids. The transcript is spliced from 2 exons.
AUGGGUCUUUUUGAUAAAAUCAAGUCCAGUCCUCGGCGCAGUCGUCGUAGUGUAACGCCUGCGACCGAGCCGCCAACGCCGCCCCACUCUACCGGUCGCGAUGCGACCAGGAAGCUUCCCCGCGCCGUGUUGGUUCGCAUAUUCGGCUUUGUCUGCCCCCAUGCAUUAGACAACUCAUAUGAUACCUCGGAGGAUUCUAUGACCGAUGGCUGCAUGCUAUGUGACAUGCGAGAUCUCGCGCACUGCACCACCGUUUCCAGGCGCUGGUUCCCUGAAGCCCACGCGCUCUUAUAUACAAAUGUUCGCAUUGAUCCCGUUCACUACUGCGAACUCGAGGUCCAACUAGCCGCCAAACGGAAACGACGCUCUUUCUUUGACCGUAAUGGCGAUCCCAUCGAUGCCCCGCAGGUCCGCCUCGAGUUAUUUAUGCGAUCGGUUCGCGAAUCACGACACUUGGGGAAAUUGGUCGUGUCUCUUCGAAUGCCUUACAUGACCCGCGAAGCCAAUAAAGCUGUCAUUGCCCGCACUAUCUCGGUUCUUCCCCACCUUCGCUAUGUCGAUCUCCCGACUGGUCUAUUCGGUGAUGAGGCCUCGUGCGUGACAUUGAAGCAAGAGCUGAUGGCCUCUUGCACCGACCUUCGGCGCAUGAGUUAUCGACACGGUGCAGAGGGAAGCUUUGCGAGACUCCCCGAAGCACCACGCUGGAACAAUCUUGAAAGGUUAGAGCUAUCGGGUUUGCAUAUUGAAGCUGGUAUUCUUCGAAACAGCCUGGCAGCCUUCCCACGACUGAAAGAGUUAACACUGGAGGAUUUACCUUGGCUCGACGACUCGGCCUUUGGAGCGAAUUCUUCCUUACCCGCCUUUCCCGCUCUGGAGCAGCUCACCAUUAGGGAGACUCCUCAGCUAACAGCGGACGGGCUGGUCGCGUUUUUCUCCGCGGCGACCAAUCGCAUUGCGCUGCAAGGGUUGACAUUGGCGUCUACUGGCGUCCUUCCAUCAACGCUUCAUCAGGUUCUGCAGGCCGCACCGCAUCUCCGCAGUCUGUCAGUUAUCCAAGAAGUCACCCGGUCUUUCCCCGCUGAAAAGAUCUCUCCUUUGGUAUCGCGAUCACUCAAACUUCUACACUACGAAAUCACGUCCCAGGCAGAGACCCACGGGCUCCCUCCUGCAGCCAACUCUUAUUACACGUAUUUGAUCUCAUGUCUGAUGUCUCGCUGUCUCCCCGCUCUCCGUGAUCUAUAUGUUCGCGACGCACAAUUUCCCGACACUCUCCUCUUGGCUCCUCCGCCCCGACUAUUCGGCGGCGGCGAGAAUGGCCCUCAGAUGAUGGGCGGCCUCUCCCAACCCUUGAAUGUUUAUAGUAAAGGCCUGGAUGAGCUUGAAUGGAACUUCACCCCAUACGAACCGGAUUCAGCGCUGGGUCGCAGUGGUGCCACCACCCGCCCCGUGAGCUUCCAGGAGGCACAAUUAAGCCGGUCCUGGGGUGGAGACUCACGCAAGAGCGUGCUGGUGGGUAAUGGCUUUGGCGGGUUCCUCGCCGUGCCGGAAGAUGGCGAGCGACCAAUGAGUAGUAGUGGAAACAAGCGAGCCAGUCGGCAGGACUUGUGGCGAUGA